UGUCUGCCUGUACUUGGGCUCGGAUGACAGGGAAGGCUUGGCAGAACAGGGCCAAAUUCCUCGCAGGAAAAGAUUUCGCUGAAUGAUGUGAUCAUUUUGUAACUGCAAAAAUGGUAUAUGAUAUCGACAUCAAUGAACGGAAAUUGGUUCGCAACAUUAUGAUCUGAAUUUGGCCCUGUUUUCUCCAAGAGGAAACCUUUCAUCAUGGCGCAUGUGCUUCAACUUCUGUCCAGGGAGAAGCGAAACAAAACAAGCUUAUGAGUGACGAGAGUGACGACAGCGUCGACACUGUCAUUUCCGCUCUUGAUUCCCGCCUUUUGCAGUCCCUAUCUGCUUCCGACUCUCUGUCUCCUGAAGACGUCCUUCCCAAGACCCCCACUUCUGACAGUGGAAAUACCGAGCAAUUAGACGCCAUGGGUAAUCGUCAUGGUGGAGACAAGAAGAAGAAAAAAGAAGACGAGAAGCAUACAGAGAAACCUGAGGACAAACCCAAGCGAAAAGGGAAGAGGUCCAAAGGUAAAUCAAAGAGACAUUCACAACAUGUUGAAGGAGAGGGUUCUUCGGGACAUGGUCCAGGUGCCUGCGCCUCUCCUUCCAGUUCAAGUUCUAAACCCAAAUCUAAGAGACCUGAUGUUUUGGCCGACUUGGGAACCCAGGCUUCUGGAUCACCUCUGGGAAGUCCAGGAAGUUCCCAAGGUACAUGGUCACAUGAUGACGAAUCGGAUGUGAGUACAGUCGGGUACAGUACUCCUCUUUUAUCAACUCCUCAAGUCCAACGAUAUGUUUUACCAAAACAGUCACCGGUCCAGACCUCUACUGAGAGGUUGGAGGAGCUUGGUCGGUCAAUUGAGAGAACUAUUAUAGACAAUCUGUCUGACAGACCUCCAGGGGAAGAAGGUGCUGCUGCUGCUUCUCCGCCAUCCACAACAUCUACAACUGAAAGCAAAGGAAAACGAAACGUAAAGAAAAAGAGGGCACUAGGCCAGGCUGUACUGGACAGUGACAGCUUCACUCUACCACUUCAGGAUAUCAAACAUGAUAAGGCAGCUACAGUCUCACCUCAAGCAAAGAGACUAAAUGUGGGCAGCGAAAAAAUAUCUCUCCGUGCUUCUCAAGAGUGCCCUGUGUCACCAUGGCUGCGGGAUGAUGACACGCCAAUCGAUGAGGAGCAGAUGGAUGAAAUGUUUAUCAGCUGUAUUGACCUGUCUUACAACCUCGCUGACAUUUGUUCUGAGAAGGAGUUUACAGAAUAUGGCUCACUUGAAUCAAGAAAGCAGACAAACACUGAUUCAUCUCGAUCAAAAGAAACAUCAUUGUCACCACGAAUUGCCAGGAAAACAGUACAAUCAAACUCGUCACCCUUACCAAAACGCGUUGUAUCAAAGAUAAAAGCAGCCGAUUCGAGGGACACUCCCCCCAAAUCUGAUUCGUCCACUUCCACUCUUGCAGAAAUUGGACUUGAUACUCGGGAAGAGGCUAGGAGUUUGGAUUGCCUGGAUUCUACAGAUAUUUCUGGGAGGGGCACAGACACGCUUAAACAAAGCGCCAUUGUUGAAGCUGAUACACACGAACAUUCUGUGACGACAUCAUGUGUCAUUAACAGCGGAUCGGGUGCUAAACCUAAAGACGCACAAAAAACAAAGAAAUCUGGAAAAUCGAAAAAGAAAUCGAAAAAGAAAAAGAAUAGAUACACUAACACAAGUGUAACUGACAUUCCGUUAAUAAAAGAAUCUUCAGAUUCAACGGGAGUAAGUUCUGGAGAUAAGGGGAAUAUAGAUUCCGCUUCUGAAAGCCCGGGACAUACUACAAUCACAGUGAAUGAUAAUUUAGAACUAAGUGCAGAAAGUGCAUUUUCAAAAGCAGUUGACAACAGUCAAGCAAAACUGCCAGUGACAGACAGUAUUCUCGACCAAACGUCAACAUGUCUCAAUUCAGAGAAAACAUUGAAAGAUAAAAGUCAAAUUUCUGAACCUUUAUUGGACAUGUCUAAAUAUACCAUCACAAAAAUGGAAGAACAAGUUCAAGAUAACAGAAGGAAUACUGAGGCUGUGAAUGAAGAUAUUUCUGACGAAUCAAACACCAUGUCCCCAGAAGUAGCCAUUUCUGAUGUUAGUUCUGACGUUAUAAAAUCAAUCUCAGAUAGUAAAAGCACAAAUGAGAUUGAAAACGGCCAACCUCUCAAAGACACCAGUGAAAGUGCAACAAGCGAAAGUGUUACAAGUGAUGGGAAGGUUGAUGACACAAAACAGGGCACACCUGAACGGACUGAUCAAGCGGGUGAAAAUCUUUCUCCUUCAGAGCCUGCAUCACCUAAGCAUGUACCUCCCCCAAGUCCCUCAGCUAUGGAUGCACUUGCUGAAGUAGAUGAGGAGGACGAAGAGGCACUGGACUCAUUGGAACAAACAACACAACUAAAUGAGGUCCAACUGUUUGGUGAAACAGUUUUUAAACGACUUUCAAGUCUAGUGGAAAGUCAAAGUCAAGAUGAAGACAUAGAUGACAGAUUCAAAGAUUUCUCAGAUAGUGUUGAUCCCGAGGAUGCAGAUCCUAGACCUGUGAAUUUAGGAACAAUGGGUCUUGUUGGCGAUGAUUUGGAUGGAUCUAUAGGAACCAAGACGCCAGAGGUAUCACCUGAACAUGAGGUGCGACUAGAGACAAGUCCACCCAAAGAAAUUGUUGAAGAAACUAUUUUACCUGCUACAGUGAAAAUUGUUGAGAGAUCAGUUGUAUCUAUACCUGCUGAGACAAUUGAGGAUGUUUCUCCAAUUUCCAUGAAGAAAGUUGAUGAAUCAUACAUAGAAGACAAAGACGGAUAUAUCAUUGAUGACGGUACCUUAAAAUCAAAGAAGAAGAGGAAAUCAGGCAAAAAGAAGAGUGGAAAAGACAAAAGCAAAUCCAAAAAUGACACACAGGGGAAUGUAGUGAGGAAACCAGAAAUACCUGUUGAGUUAAAGCAAGUUGAAAACACGCAUGAUUCAGCAGCAAAGACUAAAUCCGAUGAAGGGAACACUGUCAGUGAGACUUAUGAAUCAGAAAAAGAGAACAGUCCUCCAAAGAGGGAGUCUCAGCAGAUCCAAGAUGUUAUUGAAGCCUAUGGACUUGAAAAUAUUGUUGGCGUCAGUGUGGAAAAGUUGUCCGAUGACCACAGUGUGGCAUUAGUUGAUGACAACGCAUUGAAGGAAAGUGAAUACCUCUUGCCACGACCUCUAUAUGAGAGUGAUGAUGACUCUGAUGACAGUUGUGAUAGCAGGUCAAGAUCUUCAGGAGAUCCCAGCACUUCCAGUUUGGAGGUAUGUUCUCGACGAAUUCCCGAAAUCGAGGAGACCUUCAGUGAACUCUUAUCUGUGAAGCAUAUUCUUGAGGACUUGGAAGACAGGACCCCUACCGAAGAAACAUUACCCUCUUUUAUAAGCUCGGAAGGACUGAGGUCGCCACCGGAUUAUUUCAAUAGUCGGCGAUCGAGGAUGUCCCCAGCUAUCACUGACCGGACAGAAUCUGAUUUAGACAUAUCAGAACAAAGAGAUGAUAUCAGUACCGACAGCAUGUAUGCCGACGACGAAGAUGAUGGUGCAAGUGAGGUGUUAUUCAGUCGUAGCUACAGUGAACCUGAUGGCAAUGAAGUCGUCGUCAGCUGCACCUUCUACAACACACAACAUAACAACAACACCAACGACAGUGACGACUUUUGGGAGGAUUACACAACAGCGGAUGAGAGUUUCAAACAGAUCGAGAUCUCAGCGGACGCGGCGUCGUCGACCUUCCAGAAUGCACGGAAACAGAUGCACGACAUCCACCAACAUCUGCAGGACCUGCGACGUCAAAUGGAACAUCUACAGGAGGAGGUGGAGCACGCCACCUUAACGCCCGAGUAUUCUAUGGACUCAGAGGAUAAAAGACCCAUCACUGAAUAACGUGUAUUCCUUAAUGAAUUGACUUUUGAAUUCUACAUUAAAUGACAUUAUAAUGAAUGUAUGACAGCUAUUCAAGGGAUUUAUCAAUAAUAUAUUGAUUAUACAAAUCAGGAGUGAGGUGGGGGAGGAGACGAUUCUGUAUACAGUGAACCUCGUUAAUACGGACCUCAUUUAUUCGAAAACACCUCCUUGCACAUGAUUACUCACACAUUCAAAGAUUACUCCAAACCAAUCAUUAGUCAUUUUGUUUCACUCGACUUAAUGCGGUUCGCAUUCACGGAAUUUCACUGUAUAUCUAAAUACGUAAGAAGAAAGUGCUGUUAAUAUUAAGAUACCAUGUACAUUACUUAACUGGGAACUCGAAAAUACAUGUACUGAGACAACCAGUAUUGUCCCUCAAGGCUGUGAGCGAGGUGACUAUUUUCUAACAUUUAUGGUCCCAAGUCACCAGGAGUUGGUUGGUGUUAUAUUUUACUGUCCCAGUUUACAGUUCAACAGUUGACACUGAUGACAACGUUAUCCCAGUUACUUCAUCAUAAGACUUGCGUUCCUAUCACAGCAUAAUUCAUUAACGAGUCAUUCAACUACUUUUCCUUACGUAAUUGAACUAGAUUUAACUGCAGGUUACCAUGGCAAUACAAUCUCGGAAGACGCAGAUCUUUCAUUCAGCCAGGCUGGCCUGGAAAUCGCUCAUUAAAUUAGUUUCUAUAUAUUUCUGAAUUACCACAAGCUACCAUGACGAAAGUCCUUUAUCUUUCUACCCACGCUGGAUUAGGCGAUAAUUUAAUGACUUUCAAACCAACUUUUACAACACCAUGGGGUAGAAUGUUUGAUCCUUGAACAGUUGAUGUUCAAGUUGCAAUGAAUAUGUCGAACUGAACUGGCCAGUACCAGUAUGAACUCUACGUGCACUACCGUGUACCCCUGUUUAUUGAUAAUAGAUUCUUCCAAAACACGAUAUCGACACAGAUAUUUAAGUCUUCGGGUGUGAAGACGAGAUUUUACGUUCGCUUCAAAUAUUUUCUUCCAGUUCGCCGCAGUCACUCCGCAUCAUGGCAUAUCCAUCUGCAUUGUACACUUUCACACUAUUGUUGCGCUUCAUGACAGAGGGUUGGAUUUAUUUGGGAACAUGGAAUGAGAUGUAAUAUAUAAACAAAGAUCUGGAAAGAUCUUGGGGCGUCUAAUCGCGUCCUAUGUUCAGAAAUUACUUUUGAAUACUUUUGGGAUGAUUCUGGAACCACCAGUAAAUGCUAUAAUACUAUCAAACCAGCUAUGUAUUUCCAAGACCAAGCCCAGGUUGAUUAUCGCCAUUGACAGAUGUUCUUGUUGUUUUAUUUUGGUUCAAUUUCCGACAUUAAAGGAGCAGUUUUGUUUUCUGCAUGACGAAAACCCGGCUCUUAUAGAAAAUCGCGUAUAUUUGACGAGUAAUAUUUUCUCAACAGAAAUCAAAAUGAAUUUUUGUAUUUGGGAAAAAAUAACAUACCUUUGAAACUAUUUGGUUUUGUUUGGUAUGAGAACGUUGUAGCUCAGAUAACGAUGUACGAGUCCAUGGGUAGGCCGAGGAAGAAAAGCGAAGAAUUCAGAACGUGUUGUGACGAGAGUGACAUUUGUACCUUUCACAUUUAGCUGAUUAAGUAUUAUUAAUAUGUGUACAUUUUUAACUAGCUUGAGCAUUAUUAGACCUGGGGUUGGAUUGUAAUAUGUCGAACUUCUUUGUUUGAACUCUAAUAUUUUUUGUCAACUAUUGAUUAAAACAUAUUUAAAUAUCAA
Haliotis rubra (blacklip abalone) is the source of this 5681-nucleotide messenger RNA. Its product is annotated as dentin sialophosphoprotein-like. The record is from RefSeq and is a predicted model, not a curated record. Bases 258 to 3911 code for a protein of 1217 amino acids. The transcript has 3 exons. NCBI's taxonomy places the organism in Eukaryota, Metazoa, Mollusca, Gastropoda, Lepetellida, Haliotidae.